Molecule: messenger RNA, 576 nt
Organism: Drosophila ananassae
Lineage: Eukaryota; Metazoa; Arthropoda; Insecta; Diptera; Drosophilidae
Product: collagen alpha-1(I) chain
Exons: 1
Coding region: 1-576 (191 amino acids)
Source: RefSeq, a predicted model, not a curated record
AUGGGACGUCCGGCGGCUCCAGGCGACAAGGAGGGUCCUCCGGGUGAUAGCCCAGGGGGCCAACGGAGUGAGGGCGAUCCCGGUGGGCAGAGCAAGAACGGAGAAGGAGGACCACCGGCCCAGUUUGGAGCUGCUGACGAGGCAAAGGAGACGGAGGAGGAGCCAGGAGAGAAGGGAGGCGGACGCAACCCUAGCACUGGCAAGGGCCAGAGGAAGGUUGGCCGAGGAAAUGGUCAAGGAGGCGGUUCGUCGAUGGAAGGCGGAGGCAGCUGCUGGGCGUGCCGCAAUGCUCCGAAGAGCGGCGCGCCGGAGAUGCCAGCAAAGCAGGGCCACGCAGCGGGGCCGCUGGGGCAGGAAGGAGGCGCUAGACGCAAGGAUAAGGAGGAUGACGGUGCCACGGGAGUGGCCAAGCCGAAAGUGGCAGCCCGCGAGGCCACCCACCCCGCACCCGCAGGAGCGGAAGGAGGAGGAGGCAGAGGAGGAGCCGUGGACGCGAGGUCCAUGGGUGUGGCCAGCCCCGACGGAGAGGCCGAGGCUGGAGAGGCAGAUUUCCUGCCCGGAGAGGAGGCCUCCUAG